AUGUCGCCAGACUCGGAACCACUGGCAGUUGACGUCUACUCCAAACCCGUAGAGGGACAUGUUCCUCAACUUGACACGGCUUUGACUCCAUCAGCUCGGAUUGCCAAGGUUCAAAGCCGAGAGCAAGAAUCUGCCGUGGGACGAAGCACAUGCUGGACCCAGCCCGACUGGAUGGCGUCGUCCGAGGUUGACCAAAAGUUCUUGGGCAGGCUGGCCAAAGCCGUCGAGCAAGACAAUCCUAUCCUGUCGUCAAUACUCUUCAAAAUCCUUGGGUUGUCGCUCAACCUUGCCCAUCAACUUGUGGCUUCCAAGAAAUCUCGGAGGCCAGACCCUGCUACAUCGCCCUUAUUUCUCAAACGCGUAUUGCAUAUAAUAUGGCUGUCUCGCGAGGGGUUGAAUAUGCUCCAGCAAUACGUCAUGCCAAUGAUUGGCAACUAUGUUGAGUUGAAGGUCUUAGCUUAUAAGCUACGCGCCAGCUUCCAUCACAUCUUUGUUCUUUUUCACAACCACCCCCCAGUUUCCAACAUGGCGAGCUGGACGCCAGAGGCGAGGGAAGCGGCAUUGGCAUCAGCAGCACGAGCAGAAGCAGAAGAGAGGAAAGGAGACACGUCUGUGGAUUUGCUGUCCAGGCCGCCGUCUGUUCAGCCUACCCAUCCUUUGGAAGGCGGGCCUGUUGGACCGCCUCCUGGGUUUGAGGCUCAUGUGGCCCUGUUGCCACCCUCGUUUCUGCUACCGCAACUGGAUUACCUUCCUACAGCUCAUCAGUAUUUCCGGGAAGCUGUGAAGCUUGCAGACGAACUGCUGUGGGGCUCUCAUUCAUUACGACUAUCAGUAAAGACCGAAUACGCUGCCUUUCUCUACGAGUGUGUCCACGAUGCUGAAGCGAGCCGUAAACUUGCCAAGGAUACAAUUGCAGAAGUUUACGAUGCAACUGAGGGCAUGGAUGAUGACAUGUUCAACGACGCUUGUGAGCUUGUCACUGUGUUGGGCAAAAUGAUGAAGCGAGGUCUUGGUUCGUCGAAUAAUACAUUGCGAAGUAAAGACCAAGUAUCGAGUCCUGCCCUUCUUGCCAAGCCAACUCCUCCGCCAGGGAUGGAAAACCCGAUAUGA
Messenger RNA from Metarhizium acridum CQMa 102, 1110 nucleotides. RefSeq lists its product as uncharacterized. Gene Ontology annotation, cellular component: cytoplasm. The record is from RefSeq and is a predicted model, not a curated record. Gene Ontology annotation, biological process: intracellular protein localization; signal transduction. Lineage: Eukaryota; Fungi; Ascomycota; Sordariomycetes; Hypocreales; Clavicipitaceae.